GAUUGGCAGUACCACUAUAUGCAUUGGAAUGAUACAAUAGAGAUAGAUAGUAGACAGGGUAGGGUAGACAUGGAAACGGCUCAACAAUAAAUAGAGACGUCAAAUUAAAGCAAUGAAAAUCGCCACUGUGGCCUUUUAUGGUUGUACCCUGGGGCUUUUGGCGAUGGGGCUACGUGAGCUGCUAUCGGGGUUCGAGGAAAACAGAUGCAGCAUGACCUACAUGUUCGAAUACCCUGAGUACCGGCGUGUGCACCUGCCCCAGCGCGUGGCUCAGCGGUAUCCGGGAUACGGGCUUUACCUGUACGGAGAGGGCCUCUACGCUCAGGAGACGCGGGGCCUGAAGCUAAGUGGCGCCCCUGUCCUCUUUCUCCCAGGAAAUGCAGGCAGCUACAAGCAAGCUCGGUCCCUGGGUUCAGUGGCCCUUCGGAAAGCAGAAGCCAUGGAUAACAAGUUGCACCUAAACGUUUUCACUGUUGACUUCAACGAGGAGCUGGUGGCGCUGUACGGCGGGAGCCUGUACAGGCAGACGCACUUCCUGCACGAGUGCAUCAAGGCCAUCCUGCGGCUGUACAGGAAGCAGGCCCAGCCCCCGCGGAGCGUGGUGCUGGUGGGACACUCCAUGGGGGGCGUGGUGGCCCGGGCGCUCUUCACCUUGCCCCGCUUCAGCCCCCAGCUGGUCAGCCUCAUCCUGACCCAGGCGUCCCCCCACAGCGCCCCCGUGCUGCCCCUGGACACCCAGCUGCUCGAGUUUUACUCUGCAGUGAAGGGCCGCUGGUACAGUGGUGCGACGGACGUGCACAACGUGACGGUGCUAUCAGUUGGGGGCGGCUACCGUGACUACCAGGUGCGCUCAGGCCUGACUGCCCUGCCCUGUCCAGCGGGGGACCCCAACAAGCUCUCCCUAGUGGCCACAGCUGUCCCCAGGACUUGGGUGUCAACGGACCACCUCUCCAUUGUGUGGUGCAAGGAGUUGGUUCUUGCUACGGUACGGGCAUUCUUUGACCUCAUCGAUCCAGACACAAGACAGUUCACAGAUGACCCUGUGCUGAGAAUGACUGUGCUGAGGCAUCACUUCGUCAGGCACCCUGUGCGGCUGCUGGGAGUCCAGGAGGACACUCACAUCAGAUUCUCCGGUCCUGCCGACGCCUGGACGGAGGUGAACACGCUGCGACUGGCCUACAGCAGCCCUAAGGAGCCGCGAGUGAAGUACUUCCUCUUCGCCCUCUCCAGUCGCAGAAAAGCCUACAGCCACUUCUACUGUCGCAGCAGCAACCUGGAGGUGACAAGCUGGCUCUAUGGCUGCACUCGGAUGGAGGGCUCCAUGUGUGUGCAGGGUGUAGACCUUUCCUGGGAAACAGAGCUGCUACCGGCCUACAAGGCAAUUACAGUGAAGCUCAGCGAUCUAUCCUCCAUCUCUCACCUGGUCAUUGGUGCCUCCAACCUCAGUGGGAAGCAGUUCAGCGUGGAGUGCGAGUGGCUCAUCCUGGAGUCUCGGACCGUGACCGUACCUGUCCCUCAUGUGCUGUCCUUCGGUUUGACGGUCAGUGAUGUCACUCUGAGCUCAUCUGGGCUGUUUCACAACAUUCAGCUUCAGCACUUCCACCAGGUCUAUCAGGCUUUCAGGAUCACCAUCGUGGGCCAGUGCAAAGCUGCCAAAGACAGACUGCCCAGUGUGUACAGACUGACAGUGCCGUGGUUCAGAGAAGAUUCCUUCAGUACAGCCAGUUUACCGUCGGUUACAGAGAUUGCAGCCAUGCUGCACACCAGUCGCCCAGGCAACACAUCCAGCGCUCUGCUUCAACUCCACACAGCCCCCAACUGCCAGUACAAGAUCUUUGUGAGGACCUCCUUUCCCAAGGUGCUGGGGCAGGUCCUGAGGUUCUGUGGAUCCACCCUGCCUGUCUACACUGCAGUGGGGCUUCUGCUGGCUUUAGAGGGACAGCUGAAGGCCCUUGUGAGGACUGGUCAUCCUGUGAAGAUGAGCGAGGCUGUGGGCGGAGUUGCUCUGCCCAUUAAGGUGGAGCUGCCCGUCUACCUACUGCACCUGCUGCUCAGGCUCAGCUGGUUCCAGGAGGGUUGGACAGCUCUCUGGCUCCCCCCUGUGGACGGCCUGCCGCUGUCGUCGCUGGACGCUGGAGGCGGGGACUCGGAGCCCUCUGAUUGGCCGGCCCCUGAGGAGGAAUGGACCCGCCUCCUGUCGCUGGUCUUGUGUGUGCUGGGGGUCACCGUGGCCUUCUGGGGCAGCACCCUGCUCCAGCUCUUCCUCCGGAUGCUCUCCCUGGUCCUGGCCCCGUUGCACAGGCCCAGUGCGUCCCGGGACGGGGGAACGCUACACCCCUGGCUCCAGCUGCUGCUCAUCCCCUCCCUGGGUCUGCUGGGCUGGGCCACCUGCGGGGCCCUGGCCCUCACCGCCGCCUUCCUGCUCCACCUGUACCGGGUGCUUCGGCUGCAGAUGUCAAAGCGGACGCUGGAGAACGUUUUGAACCUGGCUCCCCAGCAGCAGAACGGCGAGAAAGAGAAAGACUCAGGGGACGCUGUGGGUCAGAGCUGCUCAAAAGAAUGUAACGGCGCCCCCCUGCUGUCGGAGUCAGCGCUGCAGGAGGUGACAGAUGACCUGCAGCUGCACCUGAGUCUGUCUGCUUUACUGACUGUGCCCCUGAUGCUGAACGCUCCAUCACUGCUCCACUGGGCCCGGAGCCUGAGGUAUUCUGUACGGUUGGAUCCUGACCCCUGCUGGCCAUUUGCACUUCCUCUGCUCACCGCCACUACUCUGUUAGUCAACUGCAACACACUAAUACUGCGCCGCAGUAAACUGCUGGCCCUGAGCUCCCACAUCCUGCUGCCCCUGUGCAUCGCCAUGGUGACCUUCUCCAUGCUACAUCUCUACCGUGUGACACACUUUCUGUGCGUGCCGCUGGCCCUACUGGCCCUGGCCUGGCGCCUGUGAGACUCCGCCUCCCGCACCUGUAUAGGCUCCGCCUACAGAGACGGGCUCUCUGCACAGCGGGGUCAGGGGGGCGGGACCACCCGCCAUGCUUCUCUGCGGGGCCCUGUGGGGGACGACGGGAAUCUCUGUGGAGUUACCCUGCGCCCCAACCCACCCCCCGUCUCAUGAUGUCACUCCUGGGGAUUCCCAACAGGGUAUUAUUAUUAUUAUUAUUAUUAUUAUUAUUAUUAUAAUUGUACAUUAAUUUAUCUAUUCCAAUAUCAUGUUGUUAUUGGUAUUGUGACGUGGCUGUGUUAUGUUAAUAAUCUGGUCGUUGGGAGAGACUUUAGUGUCUCUCUCCGUAAGUCCCUACUUGUAACCCAGCACUGCCAUCCUUACCAGGCGCUUCAUCGCUGUCACCGCAGAUGCUCUAUGUGCAAACCAGAUGGUCAGCUCCUGCAUCCCUUUCUCUGUACUUCCUUGUCCAGUAAGGUUCUGGUUGGCAGCAGGUGGUUCCUCUGCCAUCUGCUUUGCUGUGGUAGCUGCGUAUGUUCUGAAUACAGCCAUGCCCAUCGUGAAUAUUCAUAAUGAACCAGCAAAUUGGAACACUUGCAGCUUUAUCAGUGGCAAGGACAGAACUUUCAUUGUGAAAAAUAUGGAGCUGACCAUCUGGCUGCAAUAGAUGAUCUGUGCUGUCACCUCAGUGGCCAAACACUCUUAGCCUUAAGCAAUCAUCACUACUCAAAGCAACAGAAUGGAAGCAGUUGGAAUCUUGGCUGCAUUGUACCAAGUGACUUCGGAACCCGGAAGUAUGGAAAGAGCAGGAAGGUGAACCUGUCUGAUACCCAAAAUCCACCUGCCCCCACUGUCCACCUGCACAUCCUGAAACAAGCACAACUAGAUGCCACAAACUAGCCAGCUCCAAUUGUCAAGUCGAAAGUUUGGACAUGCUGAAUGUGUGGAUGAUGUUUUAGCAUCUGUUCUGAUGUCCUUACAACUCCUGACUUGCCUUUUCUCUGAAAGAGGUGUCCGUCAUUCUGAGCAGGCAGGCCACUGCCUUGCUUCUCGGCCAAUGGAAUGAGCCUGACAGAAGAUUUCUUGUUUUUAAACACCGUACUUGUUUGUUAGGCAGGCUCACUCCUCAACCCCUCAACCUUGUCCUCCUGCCUGCCCCUGCCCUCCCCCCUCCCAAACUCCCCCCUGCCCUGUGAUGAUCUGCGUGACCCUGACACUCCCUCUGCGCGCUGUGCAAACGCAGGGCGUGAGCAGGGCAUGAGCAGGGCGUUGGACAGCAUGCCCGGCAGUUUGGUCACUCUACAGGGGCAAUAUUGAGCCUUUCCAUCAAACCAGCACACUGUCACAAUGUGAAGAUACCUCCUUUCCAUGGAUUGGUUCAGCAGUUUUACCAAUCAGUUGUUAAUUCCCUUCUUAUGUCCCUUUAUAUAAAGAAACUUUCACAUCUACGAAAUGUAUUGUGAAGCGUUCAGAUUCAGUUCAAGAAAGGAAAAGCGGCCGCACAUCAAUAGAAAACUUGCUACUGGUACUUUUCCAUCGUUCACCCAGGGGUUGAAUGGCUCAAAUAUUGUGAAUUUGGUCAUUUGCCUUAAAAGUGUUUACUAGGUGCAAUAUAUUGGCCUGCUCGCACAAUGAAUUUUUCUACACCCUGUAUUCUAAGUUUGACUUGGAUGAGGGGUCUCAGGCUUGCCCUUGUAGAGCCACAGGGUGUGCAGGUGUUCACUGCUACUCAGCACUUAACUGAUCAGUCAAAGCAAGUGAUUGCACAGUUAACUCUCGGUUGCCGAUUUUGGGUGGGAAAAAAAACCUAGCCGUUUUGCCAGGCAAAACUGAAUCGUACGGGGUUAGAUGUGCAAAUAAGGUUACAACUGCUAACUUUCCUGCUGUCUGUUGCGUUAUGUGUGUGUGUGUGCGUGUGCGUGCGUACGUGCAUGCGUGUGUGCGUGCGUGAGUGAGACCCGCCUGAACAGCUGUUCUCAUGCUCCCAAGCCGCGCCUGCUACCUCACUCCCUCACGGCCACCAGGGGGCGCUACACUAGCCUGGUCCCCUGUAAUUCCCCAGCCCUCUACUUUUACAAGAAUGAGUUCCUUGUGUUGCUGUCAAUCAGUGGCUUAGUAACAGUUACUUGGUAGGCUAUUGCAGUUCUUUGUCUCUGCUCAAAAACUUUUUUUAAUCAUAUGCUGUAACAGUGUUCACUUUUACUUACGCUUCACUCCAGUUUGUCUAGCCGCUGUGCACAUAGGGGGGUGGGGGUUUCCCUCAUAUGAGCGGAGACUGAGAUGUAGACUUCCUCGGAAUGUGUGUACUAAAACCGGUGGAGAAUGAGGAAGGGACAGGAAAGUCAGUGGCAUCCAUGAGCUCUCUUAUGGUUAGCCUCCCUGGGCUGGUCCUGCAUUCUGCCAGUGGGGACUAUGCAUAUAUUAGUUUUAGUCGGGGCAGUUAUCCAGCUAGCUCACUAACCCGGAUUCAUGAUACAGGCCCUGGCCAUUCUCCUACAAGGCCUGGCGGAAAAUCCGCCGUGAUUCUGAACAGGAGUGCCGCCCAUCGCCUUUCCAUUCUCCCUCCUCAAUUACACAGCCGGUGCCUUCAUGCAGAAAUGCCCCCCACCCCACCCCACCCCAUCCGUUCAUAUUUUCAUUUGCUGGGGUGAGGCCUUCAGAUUGUUGCUUUCCUGUGUGCAUGCAGAAUAUGCAGCUCUCUGUGCAGCUCUCCAUCCACCCCCAGAGUUAACUCUUUGAGAAUACCGCUCUGUUGGAGAUAUACCAUUGCCUCAACCUGUAACCGAUGAGCGUUUGGCUCCCUGUAAUAUCGUAGCCCCUCUCCAUUUCUGGCAUUUCUGCUUCUCCUGGUUGCUAGGGUGAUACACACAUACACACCUCCGACACAGGUCUGUGUCUCCUGCACUGUGAUUGUACCUGCACCUCUGUGUGUGUGUGUGUGCCUGUGUUUGCGCAUAAGGCUAUGUGUGUGCGUGUGUACACGUAUGUGAGCGUGUGUGUGUCCAUGUCUGUGUGCAUGUGCGUAUGGUGCAGUUCCCGUGCUUUAACUUGUACGGACCCUGCCUCUGACCAAAUGUUAAUUGUGAACAAAUUUGUACAGGCCGAACUUUGUCUUAAUUUUAAAAAAAGAUUUAAAAAAAGAAAUAAAAAAACACACACACAAUGAGAUGUUUUAUAUUGAUAUGAUUGUGGUUUAUAUCAGUGCUCAAUGUGACUGUGCUGUGAUGUAGGAGAGUUGUUUACCAGCUGUUAUCAAAUGUUAAAAUUUCUGCUAACUUAGAGUGCUUCUGUGCCAGUUAUGUGUGGUUUGUGGCAUCGUUACCAUUAGGUCCAAAUGAAGUCUGCCCAAGCAAAGUCACAUAUCUGGUCUGGCUGCACCUUGUACUCCAGCCUUGCUCUGUGUGGAGCUAUGGAUACACCUAAAUGGAUGAGGAAUGAAGAAAUGAUUAUCAGAUUUUCAGGAAGAAAAAAAAAAUGUAUGGCCUGUGGUAGCUCCACAUUGUGAAUAGGACUCUCCCAUUUUCCGGCUGUCUACACUGUUUGUUUAGCACACUAGGAAAUUGCUUAUUGACCAUGUUGGAGUAAUAAGAGUGCGGAAGGCACAUCUGGUCUUCUGUGAAUGCCUUUUUUCACUGAUCUGUGUUCAGUGGUGUCUGUAGUACAAGCACACGUCGCCGUCAGCCCAGCUGAGGGCUUAUUUUAGCGUUCUACUCUAAACAGGACCCGAGGGUUGUUUUUUUUUUGUUAGUUUUGUUUUGUUUUCAGCUUCUUUGACCGCUGAUUUGGAUCUUACCAGCCUGGUCCUGUUGGGGUUCAGUUGCAGUCAAAAAUGUCCCUCUGGUAUUGCGCUUGAGAUUAAAUGUCUAUAAAUGCCUAAUAGUAUCAAUGCUGUAACUGUUUUUUCUUUUUUUACCUGAGAAUCUACCUAGCUAUAAAUCUUAAUGGCCCUCCUAUCUUCCUAUGAGCAAAUUAGUGAGGUUAUCUACUUAAGUCAUUUCCUCAUUUGUGUGUGGAGAUGGUCAGAGUACUUCUCAGUCUUUUUGCACAUGUGACCACGGCAAUUAUAAACACAAGGUGUCCUCAGGAUUACCUGACUAGGGGAAUUAUGCUGCAGGGGGAGAAAUUUUCUAAAUUUGUCAGUUGAAGAUGGGGGGGGGGGGGGCGGAGUCGAUUGAAGAUGUGAAUCUUUGCAAUUCACCUUCUGAACUGUUUUCAUUAACCUGUUUCGGUCACAAAGAUUAAAGACAUCUCUCUUUGAGCAGUAACCAUUUGGUUUAUCUGGUCAAGGUCACAUGACGAAGACACGUACUCAGUUCUCAGGUGUAAGCAUUGUUACUAAAGAUGAUGUCAGGUGGUGGUGUUUAUUUUUUUUCAUUUCACAGUUUUUAAAAUACUGUUUUUUAAGUUGACAUUUUGUGCAAUUUGUGCACACUAUUGUUGUUCCAAUGAAAGUACAAAUAAAUGAGGGAAACAA
Messenger RNA from Anguilla anguilla (European eel), 7415 nucleotides. It is a transcript of the gene pgap1, whose product is annotated as post-GPI attachment to proteins inositol deacylase 1. Bases 113 to 2947 code for a protein of 944 amino acids. NCBI's taxonomy places the organism in Eukaryota, Metazoa, Chordata, Actinopteri, Anguilliformes, Anguillidae. The record is from RefSeq and is a predicted model, not a curated record. Gene Ontology annotation, molecular function: phosphatidylinositol deacylase activity. Gene Ontology annotation, cellular component: endoplasmic reticulum. The transcript is spliced from 27 exons. Gene Ontology annotation, biological process: GPI anchor metabolic process; endoplasmic reticulum to Golgi vesicle-mediated transport.